UUUUCUUCCCUUUUUAAGCUCAAGUUCUUGCCCUUUUCCUCUCUUGAAUUCGCCGUUUUCCAUGCACCACCACCGCGAAAAGGGUGGCGCCUCCCUCAUAGAUAGGCUGCUCCACCCCAUGUUUUCAUUAGGGUUUUCCGGAAACCCUAUGGAUGAUCGACCGGACCAGAUCAUUCUAGGGUUUCAAAGUAGUGACCUUCACAGCCACGAAGAGGAAGAGGAAGAAGAGGAAGAAGCAGUCUACAAAAAUGCGAAGAGAAACGAGGAAAACCCUAAUUCAAUCUCCAAAAGGAGGGAGAAUGGUGGCACAAAAGUUUGUGCUAGAGGGCACUGGAAACCCUCAGAGGAUGCGAAGCUCAAAGAGCUCGUCUCCGCCUACGGCCCCCAAAAUUGGAACCUCAUAGCAGAAAGACUUGAAGGAAGAUCAGGAAAGAGCUGCAGAUUGAGAUGGUAUAAUCAACUAGACCCUAAGAUCAACAAGAAGGCAUUCACAGAUGAAGAGGAGGAUAGACUAAUGGAGGCUCACAGAAUGUAUGGCAACAAAUGGGCUCUGAUUUCCCGGCUUUUCCCAGGUCGAACGGACAAUUCGUUGAAGAACCAUUGGCAUGUGCUGAUGGCGAGGAGGAGCAGAGACAAACCCAAGUCUUACAUAAAGAUGAAAUGGGCUUGCUCGAAGCCUUCGCCUCUCGAAGAUCAGACAAGAACGACAAUGCAAGAAUCUGCAGCUUAUAACUACAACUCUCUUGCCACUAUCCCAAAUCACUAUGGGGAACAUGGAUUAUUCGACUAUCAACACUUCAAUCAUGCAGGAAGUUCAUACUCACCGGGAUCAACGUCCCAGAUAUCGUUUGCUGCUCCAGUAUCGUCUUCUACUUCGGCUGCAGAUCACUACCAAGAUGCUCACUGUUAUCAGGAGAGUGUGGAAACGCCUACAUUUAUAGAUUUUCUUGGAGUUGGAUCUAUAUGAUAUGAGCACUUGCAAGUCUCAAGACAUUUUUAAGUUUAAUUGGCGCCUCUCUAAAUUAUAUGAAAUCGAUUAUUGCAAAUUUUAUUA
Salvia splendens (bonfire salvia) is the source of this 1054-nucleotide messenger RNA. RefSeq names its product transcription factor CSA. The record is from RefSeq and is a predicted model, not a curated record. The coding region runs from base 62 to 967 and encodes 301 amino acids. Gene Ontology annotation, cellular component: nucleus. Gene Ontology annotation, biological process: regulation of DNA-templated transcription. Gene Ontology annotation, molecular function: RNA polymerase II cis-regulatory region sequence-specific DNA binding; DNA-binding transcription factor activity, RNA polymerase II-specific. Lineage: Eukaryota; Viridiplantae; Streptophyta; Magnoliopsida; Lamiales; Lamiaceae. The transcript has 3 exons.